This is a messenger RNA of Acanthaster planci (crown-of-thorns starfish), 3968 nucleotides long. Its product is annotated as lutropin-choriogonadotropic hormone receptor-like. The record is from RefSeq and is a predicted model, not a curated record. Gene Ontology annotation, biological process: hormone-mediated signaling pathway; adenylate cyclase-activating G protein-coupled receptor signaling pathway; activation of adenylate cyclase activity. Lineage: Eukaryota; Metazoa; Echinodermata; Asteroidea; Valvatida; Acanthasteridae. Gene Ontology annotation, molecular function: protein binding; G protein-coupled peptide receptor activity. Gene Ontology annotation, cellular component: plasma membrane.
CCAUUACUGCACCCAAUAGGAAUGUUACUUCGUUUCUUUAUCACCACGUGAUGACACAGUUUGUUGGCCAAUGAGGCGCUUGGAGGCUACCCUUCCUGGGCUUUUCACAAGGGACAAUUUCUCAUUUUGCAGGCUGACCCUAUGAGGAAAACACAGGUAACACUCGGAGCUCGAAUGAUUCCAGGUGGAACUUUCAAUGUCUGAAACAACGAGUAUCCAAAGUCUUACGUCUGAAGACAGCCCUCCCCUUUCUCCCAUUUUUUCCUCAUCUCUGCUCUCAACAUGAUCCCAGUAACCAUGGUGAAAAGACAUCUUUCCCUUGAUGUCCUCCUGUUUUGUAUAUUAGCAAGCUUGUGUCAUGCUAAAAUACCCAAUGGUAUUCAUCUGAUAACAUUGACCGCGAAGGCCCCUGAGUGGUCUUUUCAAUCACCUAAUUUCAACCUCGGCUUGUACCCCAAUGAUUUCCUCGGUGUCUGGCUCAUCAAAGUGGAUAGCGGGUCCAAAGUGAUUUUUGACUUCGACGUGUUGGAGAUUGACAAAGGUGACUUACUGGAAAUCGGCAAUGGGCAGGAUGCUUCUGACUUGGCCUCCGAGUUGGACAUCAGCGUCAUCACUCGCUUGACUGGUAACUUAAGCGCUGAAGGUGUGCGCUUGAUAGCUAAGGGUAACGAGGCCUGGUUGAAGUUUCGGAGCAAUCAAGAUACAACCUGCCGAGGGUUUUCAGUGACAGUGAGGAUGCAAGAUGCAAGAAGGAUGCAAGAAGAAGGAUUUUGCAAACAAGAUUUUCAGUGUGCUAGGCGAGUAGAGGGUAUAACUUGCCUGGGCAACGAAUCAGUUUGCGACGGUUUUGAGCAGUGUAAAGACAGGUCGGAUGAGGCGAAUUGUGAUUCGUCACGAUAUGACAGAUCUGACAUCUCUUCAUGCAAGAUUUGUGCUGCUAAUCAACAAUACGACCAUGAAAAUCACGCUUGUCCUACAUCCCUUCCUGACCAACAAACCUGCACCCGUCCUAGCCCAUUAUGUGGCUGUGGCGGUAGAGGCAAAGAGCUGGGAAUACUGUGUAUUGGAUGGUACCCUGCCAUGCUAAGAACAGUGCCUGAUGAAACACACUCUCUAUUUCUUUCUGGGAUAAAUGUGAAUAAACUCAAGAACAGUCCAUUCAAGAUGUUUCCAAACCUUAGAAAUUUGAAAGUUUUGGUUAUUCAGGCGACCAGUGGUGCAUCGGAUUUAAAGAGACAUGCGUUUGAUGGCUUCGAAGGUUUGACCAGUCUGGUAAUAUUUGAUAUUCAUUUGAGAAAAAUCGAAUCAAAGGCAUUUGCCGGACUUGAUCAAUUGGACACUCUGGCAUUUUUUGGAAAGGAAGCAACUUCUGAUCUGCCUGUAAUUGAAAACGGGGCUUUUGAGGAUAUUGCUGACAAGCUAUCAUAUUUGUUCGUGGAUGAUUACCGGUUUUGCUGUUUCUUCGGUGCAACUAUUCAAGAAAAUUGCCGUGAGUGGUUUGAUAUUCCCGAGUUGUUUAGCUGCAGCCAGCUCGUACCUAACUACGUCUUGAAAGUCUUCAUGUGGAUCUUAGGUAUCAGUGCAGUAGUUGGCAAUAUCCUUGUCAUGGUUUGGAGGUGUCGUGAAAAGGUAGCAAGCCGUGCUAGUUUAAUGAUAAAUUCUUUUCUAGUGUUCAAUUUGGCAUCUGCCGAUGCACUGAUGGGGCUGUACAUGUUGAUUAUAGCGGGAGCUGAUGCAUUUUAUGGUUCUCGUUAUUUUGAGGUGUCGGGAGAGUGGCGGGCCAGUGCUGCUUGCAAAGUGGCUGGUUUCAUUUCCAUGGUAGCCAAUGAGACAUCAGUGUUCUUCCUUGUCUUCAUCAGCAUCACUCGAUUCAUGUUUGUCGUUUUCCCGUUUGUCAGUAAUCGCCAUCUCAGCCUUAAGGUUGUUAAGGUUGCUGGUUGCAUCAUUUGGCUAUUAACGGUCAUAAUUGCCGUGGUAUCCAUCGUAUUGUCUUUGGAUGAGGAGUCUGGCGCCUACGGUCUCUCUGAUGUCUGCAUCGGUUUGCCUCUGACGACUAGAGUGACUGGUUUUGAGAUAAAUCAACAACGUAUUGACGUUGGUGGAAUUGGUGAGGUGACAUACAGCAGACCAGUUCCUACCAGCACUUCGGCUACCUGGGUGUUUUCCAUCGUCUUAUUUUUGGGUGUCAACCUCUUCUGUUUCUGCGUCAUCCUUGCUUGUUACAUCUCCAUCUUUGUCAAGGUAAAAGUGGCAGCCAGUCGAGUGCGCAGCCGCAGUGCACGAGAUGAGAGCGAGGUUCGUAUGGCAGUCAAGAUGGCGGCGAUUGUCUUGACUGAUUUCUCGUGUUGGAUCCCUGUCAUUAUCAUGGGCAUUCUCUUCCAAGCCGGUGUUGCCAAGAAUAACCCAGAAAUCUUUGUCUGGAGCGUUGUCUUCAUUCUUCCAAUCAAUUCCUCCAUCAAUCCAUAUCUCUAUACAUUCCUGGAUAUUUGUAUCAAGCAAAAGCGAGAGCAGAAAGUAUCAAAGAUCGCCAAGAAGGAAGAAAUAGAAGCAAAAGCUUUGCCCUCGAAUAAAACAACCUCAACCACAAAUGAAUGACUAGAUAUAUGGAAAAUUUGUAUCUGGAAAAGAGAACGCCUGAUAUGAAAUUAUUUUUUGUUUGAAAUAGGACAGCAUUUAUGACACCAUCUCAUAUAAAAUGUAUCUGGUUUUUUGAGCUUCUAUCCCGUAAAAUUCCCCUCAAACUUUUUGAUUGUAGGAUUAAUUGCUUUUAUGGAGGUAACAGUUCUAACACAACAAAAAAGAUGCUUUUUUGAGUUAAAAUGUACCAAGUAAUAGCUGUUUUAUUUCAAACUUAAUCAGUCGUGCAUGGGAAAUCGUUAGGUCAGAACCGCACCAAACGCUUGGUUAAAGUAAACCUUUGAAGUUUUUCGUGAGCUGCCUUCAAAGCAGCAAGACAUAAGAAUAGAAUAUUAUUUCACAGCGCAUUGUUCAAAUCUACGCUUGCAUAUAAAUAUCGCUCUUACUACAAGAUUAUGGAAAGAAUUUACCCUCUUGAUUUUAACCUUUAAAAUAUAUCUGAUACACAGGAAAUGAUCCGUGUAAGCAAGAUGUAAAUGUAGAUAUUCCCCUUAGAGGAUUAAUAUGAAAUAGCGUUUGUACAAAUUUUAUUAGCACAUUAUCAUAUCGGAACAAAACCUUACGAAACGUAGGUCUGCUGUCAAUUUAUUAUCCAGUCAGUCCUGGAAAAUGCAAUUAAACAUGAAAAGGUACGCAGGGAUGGCUGUAAUAACAUUUCAGGAGAGAUUUAUUAUGGGGUGAUGUAUCUGCAAAUUAGUUAAAGUUAAGUUACAUUCAACUAAACCAUGGAACGUACUUCAAUUUUUAUUCAGUUCUGAAAAAAAAAUGUAAAUUACACGUUACGAUACGAUGUUAUCGAUAUAAACGAUUUAUGCCAAGUUUUCAAAAAUCAGUUUGAUUUAGGGAAGCAUUCUAAUCCAUAGAUAAUUUUGUAAAGAUCUAAAUAUUUGUGCGCGCGCAUUAAAAUUGUGUUCACGUAUCUUAUCAAUUCAGUUUCUUUUGGCGGAAAUUGUUUGUUUGCAUAGAAAGAAAAUCCCCUUGAGUCAAGCUUCAUAGAAAUUUAACAUCUACACCAGCAUUAGAUUAUUUUCUUUUAACACUUGAGUGAUCAAGAGGAAAGCAUUUUAUUUUUGUAGUAAUCUUCACUUUGCUUUUAUUUUAAGCAUGUUUUCCCGCAUUGCCUUAUAUGUACAAGGGUCAUUUAUUGUGCUAGCGCAGAAUAGAAUUUUGUUAGCCUUUAAAGAUAUAAAUGAUAUUGCAACGAGGAACAUGUUUUUUGAUAUCUUACAACCUACACCCCUCUAUGUUUACUAGGAGCCAGCUUAGAUUAAAGGUUAGAAAUUUAGGAAUUUCACAAAUAAAAUGCUUUGAAUAUUUUCGUGGCCAAUGUA